AAUUUAAAAAAUUGAAACGUAAAAGUAAUUUAAAUUUUAAACAAAAUAUAAAAAAAGUAAAAAAUUGCACAGAUAUACCAAAUAUGAUUAUUCCAAAAAAUAUUAAUAAAAGAAAUUAUUGUGGAGAAACAAAGUUACAGGAAGCAUGCAAGAAAGGACAACAAGAAUAUGUAAAAUAUCUAUUAAAAGCAGGGGCUGACCCUAAUAUUUCUUGUUAUGCAAAUUGGACACCAUUGCAAGAAAGUGCAGAUUAUGGAUUUUAUGAAAUAACUAAAAUGUUAUUAGAAUCAGGAGCUAAUGUAAAUCAACCAGGAUAUGAAGGUAGAACUGCCUUACACGAAGCAGCUAAAAAUAAUAGUUAUAACAUGAUAUGCCUGCUUUUACAAUAUAAUGCAAAGAAAGAUAUAAUUGAUAACAAUAAAAAAAAACCUGUGUACGUUGAAAUUACAAUUUGAAUAUCUAUCUUUUUAAGUAUGAUAUUCUGUAUAAUUUUUAAUUUCUAUCUUUUAAAAAUAAAGCAUAA
Ceratosolen solmsi marchali is the source of this 523-nucleotide messenger RNA. Its product is annotated as BRCA1-associated RING domain protein 1. The transcript is spliced from 3 exons. The record is from RefSeq and is a predicted model, not a curated record. Gene Ontology annotation, cellular component: BRCA1-BARD1 complex; BRCA1-A complex; nucleoplasm. Gene Ontology annotation, biological process: protein K6-linked ubiquitination. Bases 84 to 455 code for a protein of 123 amino acids. Gene Ontology annotation, molecular function: protein binding; ubiquitin-protein transferase activity. Lineage: Eukaryota; Metazoa; Arthropoda; Insecta; Hymenoptera; Agaonidae.